AUGGCACUACUAUUCGAGACUAUAGCCGAUAUCGAUCAUUUGUACGUCGUUAUUGAUGCUCUUGAUGAGUGUCGAAAUCAGGAUAGAGAGUCUCUUCUAAAAGCGCUAUCCCAACUGAAAAACGCUGGGUCAGCGAACCUUCAUCUUUGCGUCACUAGUCGCCCAGAGCAGGAUAUCCGCGAAUGUAUCGAACCUCUACUAUCACAACCUGCAAUUCAGCUUAGAGACCCAGAGGUAAAACUCGAUAUCAAAAAUCAUAUUCAAUGGCAACUCGCAGUCAACACCAAGUUGCAAAGAUGGUCAAGCGAUAUCAAACAAGAGAUAGAAAAAACUUUGACAGAAGGAGCCAAUGGAAUGUUUAGAUGGGUGACUUGCCAGCUCGAUGCUCUCAAGCGUUGCGUGAAAGCAAGUUCCGUGCGAAAAGCCCUAAAAAAUCUGCCCAAAACCUUGGAUCAAACCUACGCACGCGUGCUGUUAGCAAUAGACGAGGAAUACCGACAAGAUGCUAAACAUGCUCUCAUUUGGCUUGCUUUCUCAGUGAGGCCACUCACGCUCAAGGAGAUCUCUGAGGCUAUCAUAAUAGAUUGCCGAUCAGACACUCCAUUCGAUGUGGAGAACCGCUUUCUAGAUGUUACUAGCGUGCUUAUCAUACUUUCCAGUCUGGUAGUUUGCGCACUUCCUGAGAUGAUCGCACCUUGGCCAGAUGAAAAGCCAUCCGACUCUUAUCACGACAUGACUACAGCUCAACAGCGGAAUCUUAUAAUAGAUCAACCCGUGACCCUUGCUCAUCUUUCGGUAAAGGACUACAUUCUCUCAGAUCGAAUCAAAGAUACCGAAGCGGGAUUCUUUGCUAUUUCUCCAAGCGACGCGCAUCUGUUGAUCGCCGAAUCUUGUCUCCAUUAUAUUGCACAUACCUCUACCACAGACAUAUUUUCAACGAAAUUUCCUUUGAAUCGUUACGUUUUAGAGAACUGGUAUCGGCACAUCAACCUCACUUCUAUUGACAACCAAAAGUCGAUCAACACACUAGCCUUGAGAUGUUUACUCUGGCUCAGCUCUCAAGACCAAUCCUAUAUACCCCUGGAGGAACGCUGUUAUUUUCCGGUUACGCCUAUGAAUUUAGCUUGCAAGAUGGGCUUAAUAUUCGCGGUUGCCGAAAUCCUCAACUGCCCCACGGGCCCCAGAAAAUAUCCUUAUGGCGGGUACUCCCUUCAAAUCGCAAUUCGAAAGAGCCACGAGGAAAUAGCAAAACUACUUAUCGAAAAGGGUGCGAAUAUAAAAGCACAAGGUUGGGAUGGAAGUACCGCCAUCUCCACGGCCGUCAUAAAGGGCCAUACUGCUAUUGUGGAACUACUCCUAGAUCUAGGGGAGGACGUAAACGCACGAGACCGCAACGGAACAUCUUUAAUUCAACAUGCUGCUCAGCGUAAUAAUGCUAGCACUGCUGAGCUUUUACUAGACCGUGGUACGUUUAAAGACGUUUUCAUCGACGGUAAAUUGGAGCGAGGUCCCCUGAUAUCGGCUGCCUACCGCGGGCAGCUGCCGCUAAUGAUUCGGCUACUUGAAUUGGGAAGUGAAAUUAAUUUACUGCACCCUAAACUCGACAGUGCCCUUCAUCAAACUAUUAGAUCAGAUAAGCAAGAGUGCUUAAGAGAGCUCCUCAAGCGAGGCGCCAACCCGGAUCUUCUGACGACUAAUGGCCAACAUCCCAUUGAGCUGGCAUUACGCGGUAAUAAGAUCGUAAUAGCCCGAAUUCUGCUUGAAUAUGGCGCUCAGGUGGUAGGUCUAAGAUUUAAAUGUUGGCGAUAG
This is a messenger RNA of Glarea lozoyensis ATCC 20868, 1809 nucleotides long. RefSeq names its product Ankyrin repeat-containing protein. The record is from RefSeq and is a predicted model, not a curated record. The transcript is spliced from 2 exons. Gene Ontology annotation, molecular function: protein binding. NCBI's taxonomy places the organism in Eukaryota, Fungi, Ascomycota, Leotiomycetes, Helotiales, Helotiaceae. The coding region runs from base 1 to 1809 and encodes 602 amino acids.